AUGCAGUUUCCUGCGCCAGACCUAGUUUCUUCUCGUCGUCUGCUUCUAAUAACAGAUCAACUUCCAGCUCCAGCUGACUUUUUACUGCAUCGAUUCCUUCACUUGCACCUGAAGCAAAGCAAAACCGCGAAAUGUAUUGUUCUCGCUGUAUCCGAAAGCCUCGAGCGCUGGAAAUCAGUAGCUUCAAAGGCCCAAAUGACUUCACCACAGAACACCAAUGUAGCCCAUAGCGAAUUUUUUCAAUUCAUAGAUGUCUUCGACCAGCAUCCACCAUCACAAAAUCGUGGAGAGGGACAUGAGAAUAAAAUCUCUUUAAAGUGCAUCUACGAUCUGCUAUCAGUCAAAUUGUCAGAUUCCCGAACCAAUGGCCAAAUACCACUCGUAAUCCUGGAUGAUAUCACAUCGCUCGAAUGGUUCGGGGUUUCGCUGCUUGACUUGUCCCGGUUUGUUCGUGCUCUAAGGACCCUCUGCGUCAAGAUGGAUGCAGCAUUAGUCGUCAGACAUCACAUCAUCACUCCACCAGAGCCAGAUGCACUCUUGCGGCACUUGCUUCAACUAUGCACCUAUCACAUUGAGGUCAGGCCCUUAGCAAGCGGGCGAAGCGGUGCAGUGAGCGGGGAGAUAUGCGUACACUUAGGGCCUAGCAUGAAAGAUACAAAUGAACAUGUUAUAUCCCGUACGUCGGCAUUGCAAUAUCGUCUGACGGAGUCAAGUGCCGUGUUCUUCGACAAGGGUACAAGUACAGGAGUUCUGUAA
Suillus subaureus is the source of this 756-nucleotide messenger RNA. RefSeq lists its product as uncharacterized. Lineage: Eukaryota; Fungi; Basidiomycota; Agaricomycetes; Boletales; Suillaceae. The record is from RefSeq and is a predicted model, not a curated record. The coding region runs from base 1 to 756 and encodes 251 amino acids. Gene Ontology annotation, biological process: tRNA wobble uridine modification. Gene Ontology annotation, cellular component: elongator holoenzyme complex. The transcript is spliced from 4 exons.